Sphaerodactylus townsendi is the source of this 10411-nucleotide messenger RNA. It is a transcript of the gene MAST4, whose product is annotated as microtubule associated serine/threonine kinase family member 4. The transcript has 31 exons. The coding region runs from base 176 to 7699 and encodes 2507 amino acids. The record is from RefSeq and is a predicted model, not a curated record. Gene Ontology annotation, molecular function: ATP binding; magnesium ion binding; protein serine/threonine kinase activity. Gene Ontology annotation, biological process: intracellular signal transduction; peptidyl-serine phosphorylation. Lineage: Eukaryota; Metazoa; Chordata; Lepidosauria; Squamata; Sphaerodactylidae.
UUUCUCGCGCCGGGACGAGCAGAAGGGGGACGCGGACAGGCGGCGGCGGCGGCGGCGGGGCAGCGACGGGGACGAGGAGGACUUUGCCGCCCCCGGGGCCCCCUUCCGACCUGAGAGCGACGCCUCGCUGGAGGAGCAGGAUGAGGAGCUUGACAGCAUAUUAUCCCCUCCAUCAAUGCCAUUUCGAAAAUCAAGCAAUCCUGAGGCGGCUUCUGGCUCUGGCAAAUCGUUGAAAUUUAAAAGGCAGGUUAGCGAAGAUGGAAGACCUUUUAGAAGAGGAAGCCUUGGAGGAGCUCUGACAGGCAGGUACUUGCUGCCAAAUGCUGCUACUCAACCAUCAUGGCAGACUGGAGAAACAUCCAAUCUUGUCCGAAUGCGCAGUCAAGCUCUUGGGCAGUCCGCUCCUUCUCUAACAGCUAGUUUGGAAGGGGCACCUCAGAAGAGUCAUUUCAGCUCAAGUCGGCAUCGCCAGAGGCUAGUGGAACCAGCAGCUACAAAAAAGGAGCUGAGCCUUCCAAGAAGAGGAAGUUUUUGCCGUACAAGUAACCGGAAAAGUUUGAUAUGCAAUGGACAGUCUCCAGCUAUGCCGCGACCCCAUUCACCUCUUUCAGCUCAUGCAGGGAGCAGUCCUCAAGACAGCCCAAGAAACUUCUCUCCUAGUGCCUCGGCCCACUUUUCUUUUGCACGAAGUCAUGGGCACCGAAAUGAGAGAACGGAUGGACGGCGUUGGUCUUUGGCAUCUCUCCCCUCCUCUGGCUAUGGCACAAAUACUCCAAGCUCAACAGUUUCAUCAUCAUGUUCCUCUCAAGAGAAGUUGCACCAGUUACCAUACCAGCCAACACCGGAUGAAUUACACUUUUUGUCUAAACAUUUCUGUGCCACUGAAAGCAUUGCCAGUGAUAGUAGAUGUAGGACCACCCAAAUGCGUCCACGAUCAAGAAGUCUCAGUCCUGGACGUUCUCCUGCCUGCUGUGACCAUGAAAUAAUUAUGAUGAACCAUGUAUACAAAGAGAGAUUCCCAAAGGCUACAGCUCAGAUGGAAGAACGACUUCAGGAGAUUAUUACCAACCAUUCUCCUGACAAUGUUCUCCCCUUGGCAGAUGGAGUUCUUAGUUUCACCCACUAUCAGAUCAUUGAACUGGCUCGUGACUGCUUGGACAAAUCUCAUCAGGGUCUCAUCACCUCACGAUAUUUCUUUGAAUUACAGCACAAAUUAGAUAAGCUACUGCAAGAGGCUCAAGAAAGAUCAGAGAGUGGAGAGCUGGCGUUUAUUAAGCAACUUGUUCGAAAGAUUCUUAUUGUCAUUGCUCGUCCUGCUCGUUUACUUGAAUGCUUGGAGUUUGAUCCUGAAGAAUUUUAUUACCUUUUGGAAGCUGCAGAAGGGCAUGCUAAAGAGGGCCAAGGCAUUAAAACUGACAUUCCUAGAUACAUUAUUAGCCAGCUGGGGUUAAAUAAGGAUCCUUUAGAAGAAAUAGCUCAGCUAGCUAACUAUGACAGUGGGGCAGCAGCAACUCCAGAAACGGAUGAAUCAAUUAGUAGUUCCAAUACAUCUCUUAAACUUCGGCGGAAGCCUCGUGAAAGCGAUUUUGAAACCAUUAAACUUAUUAGUAAUGGAGCAUAUGGCGCUGUUUAUUUCGUGCGGCAUAAAGAAACGAGACAGAGAUUUGCCAUGAAAAAGAUUAACAAGCAGAAUCUCAUUCUUCGAAACCAGAUCCAGCAAGCUUUUGUUGAGCGUGAUAUCCUGACAUUUGCAGAAAAUCCAUUUGUAGUCAGCAUGUAUUGUUCCUUUGAAACUAGGCGCCAUUUAUGCAUGGUCAUGGAGUAUGUGGAAGGCGGUGAUUGUGCUACUUUAAUGAAAAAUAUGGGUCCUCUGCCAGUAGACAUGUCCAGGAUGUACUUUGCAGAGACUGUUCUGGCUUUGGAGUAUCUUCACAAUUAUGGAAUAGUGCACAGGGAUUUGAAACCAGACAAUUUAUUGGUUACAUCCAUGGGACAUAUAAAACUAACAGAUUUUGGGCUAUCUAAAGUUGGCCUCAUGAGUAUGACAACCAAUCUUUAUGAAGGUCACAUUGAGAAGGAUGCUAGAGAAUUUCUGGAUAAACAGGUCUGUGGCACUCCAGAAUACAUAGCUCCUGAAGUCAUUCUAAGACAAGGUUAUGGCAAGCCAGUGGACUGGUGGUCCAUGGGAAUUAUCCUAUAUGAGUUUCUUGUUGGAUGUGUGCCAUUUUUUGGAGAUACACCAGAGGAACUGUUUGGACAAGUAAUCAGUGAUGAGAUCAACUGGCCAGAAAAGGAUGAAGCUCCGCCUCCAGACGCCCAGGAUCUGAUUGCAUUGCUUCUAAGGCAAAACCCCCUGGAGAGGUUGGGAACAGGUGGUGCAUAUGAAGUGAAACAACACCAGUUCUUCCAAAGCUUAGACUGGAAUAGUUUGCUGAGACAGAAAGCAGAAUUCAUUCCACAGCUGGAAUCUGAGGAUGACACAAGUUACUUUGACACUCGCUCUGAGAAGUACCACCAUAUGGAAACAGAAGAAGAAGAUGACACAAAUGAUGAAGACUUCAGUUUGGAGAUUAGGCAAUUUUCCUCAUGUUCACAUAGAUUUUCAAAAGUUUUUAGCAGUAUAGAUCGAAUAACUCGAAAUCAAACUGAAGACAAGGAAGAUACAACAGACAGAGUCAAAAAUGUGACACUAACAUCUGCAGAAUCUUUAAGCUGGAGUUCAGAAUAUUCUGAAAUGCAGCAGUUAUCUACAUCUGUCUCAUCUGAUACUGAAAGUUCUAGGCAAUGUCACAAUUCAGGAUUGCUUCCCAAAUUGGCCAUAUCUGCUGAAGGAGAUCAAGAUGAAUCCCCAUGUUCUGUCAGAUCCCGUAAAGAACAAGAGAAGGCUACCUUUGUUAACGAGGAAUCAAUUCAAGAUGAGGCGGAAGUAACAACUCCAGCAAGCACUAUCAGUAGCUCAACGUUGUCAGUUGGCAGCUUUUCAGAGCACUUGGAUCAGAUAAAUGGAAGAAGUGAGAGUGUGGACAGCACAGAUAAUUCCUCAAAGCCAUCCAGUGAAUUGGCAUCUCGUAUGGCUCGUCAGCGAUUAGACACUACAGAGAAAAAGAAAAUCUCCGGAAAAGUCACAAAGUCCCUCUCUGCCAGUGCUCUGUCCCUCAUGAUCCCAGGAGAUAUAUUUGGUGUGUCCCCUUUGGGAAGUCCCAUGUCCCCCCACUCCAUGUCUUCAGAUCCAUCCUCCUCCAGGGAUUCCUCUCCUAGCCGUGAUUCUUCAACUGCUUCUGCAAGUCCUCAGCAGCCAGUCAUAAUUCACACAUCUGGCAAGAAAUAUGGGUUCACUCUCCGAGCCAUCAGGGUGUACGUAGGUGACAGUGACAUCUACACAGUUCAACAUAUUGUUUUGAAUGUAGAAGAAGGAAGCCCAGCUUACCAAGCUGGACUGAAGGCUAAUGAUCUGAUUACUCAUAUCAAUGGAGAACCUAUACAUGGCCUCGUUCACACAGAAGUUAUAGAACUGUUGUUAAAGAGUGGAAAUAAAGUGUCAAUUACGACAACCCCCUUUGAGAAUACCUCGAUAAAAACAGGACCAGCCAGAAGAAAUAGCUAUAGGGGCCAAAUGGUUAGGCGCAGUAAAAAAACCAAAAAGAAGGAGAGUUUGGAAAGGAGGAGAUCUCUGUUUAAAAAGCUGGCCAAGCAAACCUCACCCCUUCUUCACACAAGUCGGAGUUUCUCCUGCCUGAAUCGAUCGCUCUCAUCAGGAGAGAGCUUGCCUGGCUCUCCAACUCACAGCUUGUCUCCCCGCUCACCAACACCAAGCCUUCGCUCCACCCCCGACUUUCCCUCAGGGACAAAUUCUUCUCAGAGCAGCUCCCCAAGCUCAAGUGCACCCAAUUCUCCUGCAGGUUCAGGACAUAUUAGACCCAGCACCCUUCAUGGUUUGGGUCCCAAGCUCGGGGGGCAAAGAUAUAGAUCAGGAAGACGUAAAUCAGCUGGUAGCAUCCCUCUCUCACCUCUGGCACGGACUCCUUCUCCAACACCUCAGCCAACAUCCCCUCAGCGGUCUCCAUCACCUUUACUGGGACACUCAAUUGGAACUGCAAAAAUCACUCAGGCCUUCCCUAGUAAAAUGCACUCCCCUCCAACUAUUGUCAGACAUAUAGUUCGGCCGAAAAGCGCAGAGCCCCCAAGGUCUCCAUUGCUCAAGAGAGUUCAGUCUGAAGAGAAACUUGCCCCUUCUUAUGGGACUGAUAAGAAACACUUAUGCUCACGCAAACACAGCCUGGAGGUCACUCAGGAAGAGGUUAACAGGGAGGUGUCUCCACGAGACGUAACCCUUCAGAGUCUAGAUGAAAACGCAUUAGAUGCCCCAUCUUUCACACGAGUAAGGCCUGCAGAGCAAGGCUGCCUGAAACGACCCGUUUCUAGAAAACUGGGCAGACAAGAGUCCGUUGAUGACCUGGACAGGGAAAAAUUAAAGGUCAAAAUAGUUGUAAAAAAGCAAGAUCCGGCAGAGAAACAAGAUUAUUUACAGAAAGCAAGCACUGUGCAUGAACCUUCUGGUGAAUCAGAAAGCCCUGUUACCUCAUGCCUGGAGGAGAAAGAAGGCAAAAAAACAUUUCAGAAAACUAUGGAAAGAUCAAAUCACUCUGAAGCUAAAUUCGCAGCUCCGGAGACACAGUUGGUAGGUGGCAUGCUAAAAGAUACUCUUCAAAAGAACGCAAACAUGAGAUCAAAUGAUUGCACUGCUUCAGAUGUGCACACACCAUGUCAUGGCCCCUCACUUAAUGAAUUCAGUCAUUUGUCAUAUGACUUCAAAAGAAUUUCCCCUCCAUGUACGUUACAAGAUGUACUGCCUCAAUCAUCUGACAAGAUGUUGAAUGGGAAGGGAGAAAAUGCAGAUAAAAUUGCACCAAUGAAAGAAUUUGUCAAAUGUGAAAGAUUAGAUAACAAGCUUGCAAAUAUUGAUUAUCUUCGGAAGAAAAUGUCCUUUGAAGAAAAGGAUGACAGCCCUUGUCCAGUGCUGAAGUCGAAAUUGACAUCAAAUAUACAUGAAUGCCAUCAACUCAAUGUAGUCAGACCGAUGAACAUACAGCAGGAUUCAAAUUUGUCAGCUGACAGCUGGUCAUAUAUCAGCAGUGCUCAUUCUGGUCAGAUUAGCUCUGUUUCUUUUGUUCCUCUCAAAGCCUUGAACAGCCGAGCAGACAGCGGCAUGGAAAAAUCUACCCUGAUUUCUACAGAGUCCCCAGUCCGGAAGAGUCCUUCAGAAUAUAAGCUGGAAGGGAGGUCUGCGUCUUGCUUGAAACCAAUUGAAGGAACAUUAGAUAUUGCUUUACUUUCAGGGCCACAGGCUUCCAAGGUAUCCUCAGACUUAUCGUCAGGUGCAUUUCCAGGAGACCAGGGUGCCAAAAAUGAAGCUGCGUGUUCCGUCACACCCAUGUGCCAAAGUGGCAGCAGUGUGAAGGUUGAGCCCAGCUAUCAGAAAGAGCAACCACCAACAUGCCAACAAUCCAGGUCUUACAAAUCUGACCUACUGGAGCUUCAGACUUCAAAGCCUAAUAAAAAUAUUCAGAACUCAUCAACAACGGCUGUGGCUGCAGAACAGCCAUCUAAAAAAAUGCCCUGCAACCUGAGCCUGAAAUGUGAUCCACCACUGAAGGUAGCUAACCAAAAGAAAGAGGUAACCCAGUUAACUGCAAGUGAAGCUAAAUCGAGCAGCCUGCAAGGCCAUGAUGCUGCUUUGACACCCUGCAAAUCUUCCAUAGCACAGGGCGCUUCUGAGAAAGCUAAACGAAAAGAGAAGAAAGCCUCAAAAGAAGUGGCUGACAGCCAAAUGAGGGCCCAAAGGAGUGAUGUCCUGCAACAAGAGAAGCCGGAGGUUACUGAGGAUCCAUCAACAAAAAGGCCUGGUACAGAAGCACUGCCAAGUCAAGACCCUAAACACAUCCAGAGAUGUUCCUUUGAGUCAGCUGCUCCUCUGCAAACACAAGGAACAGCAAAAGCGCAGGCAGUCAGCUCAAAAGCAAAGCCCAAAGAUGUGCUCAAGCUACAUGCGAAAGAGGAUAAUGCCGCCACGAAACAGUCUUUAGGAAAUGAGUUGGGCAUGCAGAAAACGAGUGCACAUUUACGGUCAGAAACCUCACUUCCCCCAAAGUCGUUACAAACAUCAACAGAUACAAAUUCAGCUAAAAUGGAAAAAGUGCUGGUUGGUAUGCAGAAGGGCACCCCUCGAGAACCAGGGACGAAAGAGCAGAAGCAGUCCAAAAAUACACAGCCCCCGGCUAUGUCACCAGCUGGUGACAAAGAACCCAGUAUUACUUCAAAGCAACAAGGUAGCAGUUCUAACGUUCCUGCUGUAAAGGACUCUAUCAACAGGCCAUCUGUGGUCCCUGUGUGUUACACUAACCAAGAUAAUCUCAGAUCUGCAUCAUGUGUGGAAAACAGCGCUGUUAAAUCCAGACACGUUCCCGAUGCCUGUUCCUCUAAAUCAAAGCAUUCGGACAAAUUGACACCGACACAAAAGCAAACAGCUGCAAACGUGAAAGAGAAAGAAACUGGUGUUCAGGUCUUGGCAGGUUCUCGGAAGGAGGAGAAAAACAUCAGUAAAACUGCACUGGAUUCCUUUUCAUGCCCUUCAAACUCUCAAAGAAAGCUAAAUAAUGAGCAUAUCCAGGUAGAAAGGCAUUUAGUCAUAGAAUGUAGGUCAGAGCCCUCAAUCCUAAUCAAUAGCUCCAUGCCUGAAAAACAGCUCAAAUCCUCCAGUAAUAGCCAUGCAGUGGCAGCAGCCCCCGAGAACACUAAGCGUUUUCAAAGGCAAGAAAUGGCAAGCUUAAGUGACCCUCUUGAUCAAAAGCCGCUCCAUGCGCGGGGCAAGCAAACUCUGCCUCCGAAGGUAGCUGUUGUGAAAGAUUGUCCUGUGCCAAGCAAACACGGGGACAAGGGCCCAAGCCAUCCGGGUUCCUUUGCAGAAAAGCAGCCUGAAGGGAAAAAAUGCACAGAUGCACUUUAUUUUCAGAAUGACUGUGGGAAAAUGGAUCUUUCGUUUGCUGGUUGUGAUACCAGAGGGAAGGCUGCGGAAAAGGCAGUCCCAGGUAGCAAGAGUUCCCAAGAUGUUAAAGGGAAAGGACACACAAAUCAAAAACAGUUGGCCGAAGGAAGCAAGCAGCAUGCUGCAAAACAUUCCCCCGCGACUGCUUUGCAAAGUUCAUGUCGCACAGUUACCACAGUUACAAAACAGCUCGACUGCCCAUCCAACUUCCCCGAAUGUAGACAGGAAGCUCUUGUUGUGCCUGUAGCAAAGGCUAAGCCGGGGUCAUCAGAACCAGUUGCAGUGAGCUGCAGGGAAAUAAAACAAGCCAGCUCUUCCUCAGCAGAGGGAAGACCAGAAAUGACUAAGAGUAUUUCAGUGUUGGGGUUACACUCUGUGGCUUCACCUGCGGAAGAACAUGUUCCCCCUUCAAACUUGGAGGGGAAACCCAGAAGCCAAGAGAGACCCCAGUCUGCUAACACUAUUGUGGACAUAAAAGGAAGAGAUCCCGUUCUGCCUCAGUCUUCUGCUGCAAGAAAACAGAAUGUAGGUAAAGAUUUGCCAAAGUCAGGGACCCCGGCUGACUCUUUCAAUGCACUUUCAUCCGACAAAGACUGUGUCCGGCAAAGGCGAGGAAAAGAUGCUUCGCGGAAUAGUCCUCACAAAAAGCCCUCCUAAUAACUGAAGUUGCAAAUAGGACUUCGUAGAGUCUUGUCUUACUUUCAGAAAUCAGCACUGUGUAGUAUUUUCUUGCAGAAAAACUGUCAGCGCCACUUAAGCAGGGUGUGUAAAGAGAAGACUCUCCUCCCCCCCCCCCGGUCCCCCCCUAAAUGCCUUCCCAAAAUAUAACCGGUCAAACUGUUACCAUAUUGUGUUUUUACAAAAAUACUUUUACAAUUUGCAAGAUGUGUUUGGAGGUGGGGGGUGGGAGGUGGGUGGGAUUGCCUGUAAAUACUUUGGUAGUGUGUAUCGUUUUGAAUGUAGCGUAUCCAUUUUGCUGCUGAUUGCAUUGGUUGCUCUAUCUUUUCGAUGAUUGUUGCUUUGCCACUGAUUUGACAUAAUCUGGGAAGAAGCAGACUUACUGAAACUUCGGACCUAGGCUGAGCUGAUGUAUUUACUGGUUUCGUGAGGGGGCAGGGUAGAGGUCCCCUGGGGUGGGAGGGCCACAUUUGUAGCUAUUUAAAGUUCUACAGAUAAGAUUACGAUUAAGAAAUAAUAGUGGUUUAUUGUGAAUUGUUAUGUGUAUUUUAAGAGGUAGGGGUUGACGCUGUUGCUAGGAGCCAUUUGCACCUGAAGUUUGAAUCAGAGAUCACAGUGCAGGUCUUCAAUGUCUAGCAUCUGCCUCUUGGUUAAGAUCUACUUGGUGAAGGGAAGUGUCUCCACGAUCUUUCUCAUACCAUCCAGUUCACACCAUGGUUUUCUGCUAAUAUGGAGUCUCCCUGUAUAGCUGUAUCCAGCUCUUUAUUCUAGGCUGGAAUUAUAGACUCCUUGUGAAUUCAGUUUCUGCUGUCUUGGUUCAAAUCAUACUAAUUCACCUUCAGGCCGUUGUGUGGUAUAAAGUACAUGCAGAAGCACAUGGCAAAAAACUGCUAAGCCAUCAAGGACAUUAAUGACUUCAACUUUGCUUCAUUAUCACCAUAGGUAAAUUUAAGCAUUUAGUGAUCCAGCUUUCUUUUCUGUUUUAUGACAAAAGUUGUGAAGUGGCGGGAGGGUAUUUUUCAGCCUCAUAUCUAGAUAAAAUAUCCAUAUCAGAUAACAUUUUAAAACCUAGCUUGGGGGCCUUAUGUUGUAGAUAAGCUUGCUGUUUUUAGCAAGUCAUCUGAGGUUUCACAUUCUUUUUGAAGUACAUUCGGUAGCUCUAUACAUUUCAUAUUGUGAACUUUAUUUGUAUGAAAAAGAAAUGUUGUAAUUUUUUAAUGACAAAAGGCAUUUUUUGUAACAGGGGGAUGUGUUGGAGCUAUUUGGUGCUAGAAUGUGAGUGUCUUAAAAAAGAUUUUUUUUUUUGCUAAACCUUAUUUGAAUUUUUUUGUAUUACAGAAUAUGUUGAAUUUGUCUGAUUUUUUUUUUUGGACCAAAUGUACUUGGUUUGGUUUUUAGAAUGCAGCAUUCCAGAAAGAGAAUUAGAGUUCAGUGCCUGGGAUCCAGAAAAUAAUCUCCUCCCCCCGCCCCUUGCUGUAUUUUCUCCCAAAAGCUCAUUUAAUUCUGACCCUUCUACAGGGCAUUUCCCUCUUUUCUCUAAAGAUAGUCAUCCAAGCAUAGCCCAAUUAUUAACUUGGCUGUAUGUUAGCACAUAGAAAUGUGCUAAAUGCGUUUCUGUGAGUGUAAGGAUGAUCUAGUUGGGAUUUUGUUCAUUUUUAGGAAUCUUUGCUAAGAAAAUUAAAUGACUAGCAAGUCUGCAAUUUUCCAUUCCAUGAUUAGUAGUUUCAUUUUCCUUCAAUUCACUCUUGAAUGAUUAAAACCAACUGGAGUCUUGAAGAGGGUGGUCUGGCUGCGACUUGGUGACAGCUGAGACAAAAGCCAUUUCCUUGGGGACUGUACACUCAACCAGAGCUUGUUUAAAUUGGGUUGCUACUUAUGCAAAGCACUUGGGCAUGGUGCACUGCUCCUUUGCACAGGUGGAAGCCCAGUUUAGAUCAAACACUGUGUAAGUACCAAGUCCCACAAGUGAAUUCUUUUGCUUCAGUAUCACAUUUAAAUUAGGUAGAAAUGGUGGCGAACCUUUGGCACUCCAAAUGUUAUGGACUACAAUUCCCAUCAGCCCCUGCCAGCAUUGGCCAUGCUGGCAGGGGCUGAUGGGAAUUGUAGUCCAUAACAUCUGGAGUGCCAAAGGUUCGCCACCAGGGAAACCAAACACUAAUGUUCUCCAUAAUCAUGACAUUUCUGUCUGGGAAGUAUUGUAUAGUUUACAGCUCUUUGUUUUACGGAAAAAACCCUUAUUUGUUUCCUUUGAAGCACAUCUAGCUAUCUUGUUUACAAAUGUCUCUUAUGUAUGUAUAUUUUGUAUAGUGCUUUAUAAUUUCUGCCAAAUAUUUUUUCCUAUUUUGAAAGUAUAUUCAGUAGCACCUGAAUCUGUAUAUUAAGUAGCCACCUGAGCUUGUAGUUCGUUUGUUGAUGUUUACCUUACAGUGAACUGUUAGAGAUCCUUCUAUGUGUGUACUCAACUCUUUUGUCUAUCUUUGUGAUUGUAUAUUAAGAUGUUCCCUUUGUAGUACUUCCUACUGUAGAUUACCAAAUUAUUAAAAAAAAUAGGAUCUGUGCAAUAAAGUGUUUGCAUUCUUAUUUUUUCUUUUAAUAAGUCCCCUAAAAGAUGUCAAGUAAUAAUUGGAUACUGGAGCAAAUAUUUAUAUUUAUGCAGUUUGAGGAAUGUUAGAAAUAAAGGUGAUGAAUGAA